AGGUUUACAAAUGGAUGGAACAGUACGGCCAUCAGGUGGCAACACAGUUUCUUCAUCACCCCUGGAGAAAUGGAUUUCAACUGAUUCUCAGAUGGCGAAAAGCUUUGAAUUUCCUGAUUCUUACAUGAUACAAGACCAGAAUGUUAACCUUAGCUUAGAAAAAUAUUCGGUGGGAGCAGAGAGAGCAGCUGGGCAUUCCUUGUGCAGACCUCUUGACGAUGAUACAGGCUCAAGAUCAAACUAUAAUACGCAGGUGGCAUCUCAUUUUAUGGGAGGAUAUAAAAUUAAUACCAGGGAUGCUCACUAUGAGAAUAGCCUCUUUUCAAGCUCACUGUCAGAGUUGUUUAGCAGAAAAUUGAGAUUAUCAUCAACCGAUCCUUUAUUUGGCCAUUCUUUUGGAGCUGCUGCCUCACACUAUGAGGAAGAUGAGCCUUUUGAAUCGAUUGAAGAAAUUGAGGCCCAAACUAUUGGAAACCUCCUCCCUAAUGACGACGACUUACUUUCUGGAGUGACUGAUAGGCUUGACUAUAUUGCCCAACCCAAUAAUGGAGAUGACACAGAAGAGUUAGACCUUUUUAGCAGUGUUGGAGGGAUGGACUUAGGGGAAGAUGGUUCAUCUCCAGGAGAAAGUAAUUCUGAAUUUACUAGACGAAAUUCCAAUGGUCAGCUGGGGGGAUCUAGUAGUUCAAUUGCUGGGGAACAGCCUUUUGGGGAACACCCAUCUAGAACCCUUUUUGUGAGAAACAUAAAUAGCAAUGUUGAAGAUUCUGAGUUACGAUCCUUUUUUGAGCGAUAUGGAGACAUCCGCACACUAUAUACGGCAUGCAAACAUCGAGGCUUUGUUAUGAUUUCAUAUUAUGAUAUAAGAGCAGCCCAAAAUGCAAUGAAAGCUCUCCAGGACAAACCUCUGAGGCAUAGGAGGCUCGACAUACAUUUCUCAAUUCCAAAAGACAACCCUUCAGAGAAAGAUAUCAACCAUGGCACUCUUGUGAUUUUUAACCUUGACUCUUCUGUUUCAAAUGAUGAACUCCAUAAAAUUUUUGGUGUCUACGGCGAGAUCAAGGAGAUACAUGAAAUCCCGCACAAAAGUAAUCGCAAAUAUGUAGAGUUUUAUGAUGUUAGAGAUGCAGAUGCUGUUCUUUGUGUAUUGAACGGGAGUGAUAUUGCAGGGAAGCGGAUUAAGAUUGAAUCAAGCCAUCCUGGUGGUGCCAGACGUUUGAUGCAACCAUAUGCUUCAGAGCUGGAGCAAGAUGAAUCUGCUCUUUAUUUGCAACAUAGUAGCCCCCCUACUAACUUAACAACAUCCGGAUUCUCUGGGGCAGUUUCUGAAGGGGGAAUCACGUCUUCUAGUAUGGACAAUGGAACUAUCCUGGGUGUACAUUCUGCAAACGGAGCCCCUGUUAGUCCUUUUCUGGAAAACACAUUUCACCAUGGGAUUUCGUCUAGUGUACCUUGCAGCUUACCCUCUCUGGUGAGAGUAGCAUCAGUUGGCAAUCAAUCCAGGGUUACUGAGUCAGUCCACUCACAGGGCCAACGCAAGUUUGAAUUCCAGGGCAUGCCAAAUUUUCAUCCUCACUCCCUUCCAGAGUAUCCUGACAGUUUUGCUGGUGCUCCAGGCAAUUCUCCUGGAAAUCUUGCUGUGAAUAUUACUGCCAGGCCAGUAGACAGAAUCGAGAACAGGCAGUUCUGCAGAGUCAGCUUAAAUGGACUCGAUCUGAAUGAAGGUGUUUUUGGUACCUCUGGAAAUGGGAGUUGUCCCUCUCCUGGGCAGAACUAUAUGUGGAGUAAUUUGCAUCACCCUCAACCUCAAGGCAUGAUCUGGCGAAACUCACCACCAUUUGCUACUCACCCCCUUCCACGAUUGCAUGGAGUUCCUAGAACACCAUCUCAUAUGCUUAACACACUUUUUCCCAUAAGCUACCAACAUGUGGGAUCGGCACCGUCUGUUACUUCUCUCUGGGACCGCAGACAUGCCUAUGCUGCCCCUGAUGCUUCUGUUUUUCAUCCAGGUUCUCUUGGAAAUUUGGGGAUUUCUGCUAACGCAGCGCAUCCUGUAGAACCUGUUCCUCAUAACAUGUUUCCUGGUUCUGGGGGAAACUGUAUGGACUUGCUGUUUCCUUCCACAAAUUUUGGAUUCAACUCCCAUCAGAGGUGCCUGAUAUUUCCCACAAGAGGUCAAAUGAUUCCUAUGAUGAAUUCAAUUGAUUCUCCUAAUGACUGGACCAGGAGUUGUAGAAACGAAGGCUGUUCCAAUAAGCCUGUCAACAAGAAGCAGUUUGAACUUGAAAUUGAUCGAAUUGUGCGAGAGGAAGAUAAGCGGACAACACUUAUGAUUAAGAACAUCCCUAACAAGUAUACUUCAAAGAUGCUUUUGGCUGCAAUUGAUGAACGCCAUCGUGGAACUUAUGAUUUCUUCUACUUACCAAUUGAUUUCAAGAACAAAUGCAACGUGGGUUAUGCAUUCAUCAACAUGAUUGAUCCCCCUCUAAUUAUUCCUUUCUAUCAGGCAUUCAAUGGAAAGAAAUGGGAAAAGUUUAAUAGUGAAAAAGUGGCAUCACUUGCAUAUGCUCGCAUACAGGGAAAAGCUGCUCUCAUUGCCCACUUCCAGAAUUCAAGCUUGAUGAACGAAGAUAAGAGGUGCCGCCCUAUACUGUUCCAUACUGAUGGUCCGAAUGCAGGUGAUCAGGUGCCCUUUCCUAUGGGUGUUACUGUUCGACCUAGACCAAGCAAAAAUCGAGGCAGCACCAGUGAGGAAAGCAAUCAAGAAAGUCUGCCGAAUUUAGCAAAUGGGGAGAAAUCUUCUAAUGAGGACUCAUCUUCAGGUUCUGCAAAGGAUUUAGACUGAGCAAGCCGUUUCCUUUUUGUGGGCACUAACCUUAUAUGAUUGAGUAAUUUAAAUGAAACCCACCCAAAUUUUAUUGAUUUAUAUCUUGGGUGGUCGAUGGAAAGCAAGAAAAAAAAAAGACAAACAAAAAAAAGUAAAGGAUUUCCAUUUUUGGUGCAUCGGAAACGUCUUAAAAAGUUAAAGAAUGCUUGACUGAAGCUAAGUGCAUUACCAAUUAUUAGUGGGUUUAUAUUACCAAGGUGGUUAUUUACAUAUAGGAGAUUCUGAGCACUGGUUGAAUAUUUGCUGCACAUUGAGGAGGUUUUGCCUUCCAUUCCAUUUUCUCCUCGCUUUUUUGUUUCUUGUUUUUGCUGUUUUUCGCACUGUUUUCUCUGGGAGUUGGAGAGUACUCCUUGUUGAAUUUUGAAGUGAUGAUGUCUUGUAACCAUUACUUGGCAGUUUGGAGAGUUGUAUGAAUUCUGUUUUUUUUUUGGUCUGUGUUGUAUGAAUUCUGUUACCAGGUCUUUGUCACAAUCUCUUCGAAAUAUCAAAUACUUUGCAUUUUGUAAUUACCCAGAGCAUAUGCUGCUCUGAUCUUCUUAUGUGCCACUAUGUUGUAGGUUGUAGGCUGGUUAGUCUACUAACAACCAUUUUAUGCAAUUAGCAAUUAGCACAACGCAUCACAGUUCCUUUUGUUUUCU
Molecule: messenger RNA, 3525 nt
Organism: Ilex paraguariensis (yerba mate)
Lineage: Eukaryota; Viridiplantae; Streptophyta; Magnoliopsida; Aquifoliales; Aquifoliaceae
Source: the annotation of a GenBank genome assembly